This is a messenger RNA of Paramuricea clavata, 369 nucleotides long. NCBI's taxonomy places the organism in Eukaryota, Metazoa, Cnidaria, Anthozoa, Malacalcyonacea, Plexauridae. The record is from the annotation of a GenBank genome assembly.
AUGAAAACGGAAGAUGCCACAAUAUCGGCCACAAUACAACUUGUUGCAGCAGCAGAUGGUGUAGAUUUGGCCAACGAUCAAAAUGUUGUAUCCAUAUCAUAUCCUCUUCGAUUUGGUUGGAAAACCAAAGAAGUUUACGUGAAUGGUGAUCUUAUCAAUCCCACUUCCACCCAUGAAUCCGAUUUAGAAUAUGUGAAUUAUCUUCUCACACAAACACCAACUGGCUAUAAAGAUAAGUUGGGUAUUACCAUGGGCUACAGCGAUAUCCCUGGUUCUUUUGACAGUCGUGUCAAUCUCCAUGACGGUGGAGGUGGUCUUGUCAACGUGGGUGGUCGUAAACGUUGGCUAGCAUAUAGUCAGAGUGCAGAA